Messenger RNA from Paramuricea clavata, 556 nucleotides. Lineage: Eukaryota; Metazoa; Cnidaria; Anthozoa; Malacalcyonacea; Plexauridae. The record is from the annotation of a GenBank genome assembly.
AUGAAAUUAGCCAGAAAUUUGGAAAAGAAAUCCAUCAACAUUACAAAGCAAAAACAACACCUUACGUUCAACCAUGAACUUAAAAGAGCAAAGAUAUUACCGCCGAGCCUCCGUUUCAAUCCUCCCAUCAACUGCUAUGAAGGCCGUAAGAUCGCCGCUAAGGCCGGUUGGGGUUUCGUGAGAUUACGUAUAAAUCAUGGACACCAACGCAUCAAACAAUUAGAGCAUAUUCGUCUGGAAUGCAAGCAAAAGCUUUUAUCAAUUUUGCCACAAGAACAUUGGGAUAUGUUAGACAAUGUCGUAAAACACAACGCUGAGAGAGUUAAGGAAACAGUUCAGACCAGACACGUCCAUAAACUCGCUAAGUUAGACGCCACAAACAGUAGCGAUUACAUUGACAAGGACAGAUGGGUGAUUAACCUAUCCGGCCAUCAACUAACACCUGCCGAGACAAGAGUCCUACGAUAUGGUUUCAAUUUUGCACCAGCACCGAAAGCAAUCCCUGUACCAAAGAUCGUAGCAAGUAUAGAAUCAGGAAUUCGAGACCUCCCUGAAA